This is a messenger RNA of Procambarus clarkii (red swamp crayfish), 537 nucleotides long. The record is from RefSeq and is a predicted model, not a curated record. Lineage: Eukaryota; Metazoa; Arthropoda; Malacostraca; Decapoda; Cambaridae.
AUGGGUGGAGUUACAGGCCCAGGGCCUCACAAUAUUGGUGGAGUUACUGGCCCAGGGCUCUACAGUAUGUGUGGAGUUACCGGCCCGGGGCCCUACAGCAUGGGUGGAGUUACAGGCCCAGGGCCUCACAAUAUUGGUGGAGUUACUGGCCCAGGGCUCUACAGCAUGGGUGGAGUUACCGGCGCGGGGCCCUACAGCAUGGGUGAAGUUACUGGCCCAGGGCCCUACAGCAUGGGUGGAGUUACCCGCCCGGGACUCUACGCCAUGGAAUUAAAAAACAAGCAAAAGGAUCAUGUAGCAUGCCCUGUGAAAAAUUCUGAAGAACCUGGAGGUCAUAUUCCAAGUUCUGCAGGAUCAAUGAUCGUCUCGGGAGAGUCUAGCAGGUCGCAACUUGGGAUGUUAGUGGCAUUGGUGGUCUUCCUCCUGGAGGUGCUGCCUCUCUUCAUUCCUUCUGGCAAGCUGUCGCCAGGAGCCAUAGUAGGAGAGUCAUCACCCAGGGACCAAUCUCCGUCAUCUCCACACCCACGUUUACAAUAA